AAAUUUUACCAGCCCAUCGAUCCAAGGACGCCUACGAAGCAAUCGACGGGGUUAUCAGAGUACUUGUAUAGGUUUGCCGGACAGGUGUUGGAAAAGCGAAGCAUUGAAAGCCAGGUUUGGAAGAAUCAAGUAAAAGUAUAGAUCUUGUAGAAUGGCGUCGACUAGUGAGAUAAUUGGGCAAUUGAAUCAGGCCAGAGAGCUUGCGUUUACUAGUAAGGAGAGUUUCCCCCAGGUGUUAAGACAUAUAUUUAACUUUGUUAAUAAUCCAAAUAUUGAAAUACAGUUAUGGUGUGCCAGAUUCAUGAAGGAAUCAUUUACCGUUGACGAAAGUCAAUUAUCAAUAGGGGACAAGAUUGACUUGGCCAUUGAUGCAAUGGAUUCAUUAAUCAUAUUAUCUAACAUUAAGAACUUGGAUAUAUUCACAUAUGCUAUUGACACUGCGAUUGUGUUAUAUAAGUUAAUCUUUCGUUAUGUGGCCGAUAAUGAUGGGUGUCAAGAUAUAUGGAAUAAAUUAAACAUGUUGAAAAAAUCCUUGAUAGAUAAGUAUUCUAAUAAUUUCCCAUAUGAGGAAAGUUUCAAUGGCGAAAUCAAUCAAGUGAAGAACUUACAUUCAAAAUUAGAAUUGUUAAAAUUUGUUAUAUUAGUUAUUGAUUAUCAAUCAAAAUCAUCAUCGAAUAUCAAGAAUUUUUCGUUAUUGAAAGUUAACCCUCAUCAUACUUUAAUUAAACCUCAAGUUAUUGAAGCUGAAAGUUACGCAUUACUUGAUUUAGUUUUAAAAGUAUUUAAUCAAGAUAUUUUAGUUCCUCCAUUGGUAACUGCUACUCUUAAUCAUUUAUCGAUAAUUUGUAAAAGGAAACCACAAUUUUUAUCAAAGAUUUGUUCGAUAUUGGAAAAUUUCGAAUCAAAUAAUAAAUUACAAUCGAAUUAUCAAUCAAUUGAAUCUUUUAAAUUAUCUAAAAAAUACGUUGAUAGAACUUUAAGAAUUUUAAUUAAUCACUUAUUAAGAAAUCAAUUGGUACCUCCACAAUUCCAAUCAUCUUUAAAUAAAAAAUUAUCUUCAUUAAUUAAUCGUGGUGAUGAAAUAAGAAAGAAAAAUAUUCUUAUUCCAAACGCUGAUGAUUCUAAAAUUAAAAAGAGAAGUUUUGAAGGUUUUGCUAAUCCAGUUAAAAAAUUAAAACUAGAUAAACCUGAUUACAAAAACUUAUAUUGUUUAAAUGAGCCUUCAAAUGAAUUAAAUGGAUUCGAUUUAUCGACUUUACCUCAAAAUAUUUUAAUUUCAAUGACUUUGGCUGCUUUAAAUAAAAUUCAUACUAAAAAAUUAAGUCUGGCUUUAGAUAUUAUUGGUUCAAGGUAUCUGGAUGUUAUAAAUUCCAUGUCUCCUCUGUUAAAACAAGCAUUAGCUGCUGAACAACAGCAGCAGCUACAACAACAGCAGCAACAACAACAAGGGUUGCCAGAUGUAUACGAUAUUGAUAAACUUGGUGGUGGGGAAAAUGGAGAAUCAGACGAUGAUGAUGAUGAUGAUAAUGUGGGCAAAGAUUAUAAUCCACAAACAGUAUUCAGUUUACCACCACCAAAACCAUUAAGUUUACAAGAGAAAAAGGAUCAUAUUAAUAUUAUUAUCAAGAAUUUUUUCAAAUUAUCCAAUCGAGAAAUUGUUGACAUUGAUAAUACAAAUAAUACUGAAACUGAUGAAGUAAAUGGUUAUAAGAUAAAUAAAGAAUUAUCAAGUAUUGCCAUUAAAAGUUGGAAGAAAAAUAGUUGGUCAAUUUUAUUAACAAGAUUAGCUACAAGAGGAAUGAGAAAUCAAGAUAAUGAAACAAACGAAUUAAGUGAUAUGAUAAGAAAUUCAAUUUUUGAAUUUUUUUUGGAUAAUAUUCAUACUAGAAUCGAUUUAAUUAUUGAAUGGUUAAAUGAAGAAUGGUAUAGUGAAAAAGUUUUCCAAGAAGAAAAAUAUAAAGAAUCCAUUAAGCAACAAGUUUUGCAAGAAUAUGAAAUUAAACCAAAUAAAAAUGAUUAUAAUUAUCAAUUAAAAUUAAAUUCAAAAUUAGAUGAAUUAAAAGUCGAUACUCCAAAUUAUACUAAAUGGGCAGGUAAAGUUUUAGAUGCAAUGAUUCCGUUCUUAGAACCAAAUGAUCGUAAAAUCUUCAUUAGAUUAUUAAGUGAUUUACCUUAUUUGAAUAAUGAAUUAGUGCAGAGAAUUAAAUCUUUAUGUUUUGAUCCAGUAAGAAUUAAAAUCGGGUUCCUAUCUCUACAAUUUCUAAUCAUGUAUAGACCUCCAGUCAAACAGGAUUGUAUUAAUAUCUUAAAAGAGUUAAGUGAAUCCGAUCAAGAUGAUUUAAAAGAUGAAUCAAAUAAAUUACUAGCUAAAUAUACAUAA
Messenger RNA from Hyphopichia burtonii NRRL Y-1933, 2380 nucleotides. Its product is annotated as RNA-processing protein. The transcript has a single exon. Gene Ontology annotation, cellular component: mRNA cleavage and polyadenylation specificity factor complex. The record is from RefSeq and is a predicted model, not a curated record. Lineage: Eukaryota; Fungi; Ascomycota; Pichiomycetes; Serinales; Debaryomycetaceae. The coding region runs from base 152 to 2380 and encodes 742 amino acids.